Molecule: messenger RNA, 330 nt
Organism: Botrytis fragariae
Lineage: Eukaryota; Fungi; Ascomycota; Leotiomycetes; Helotiales; Sclerotiniaceae
Exons: 2
Source: RefSeq, a predicted model, not a curated record
UGCAGUCAACCAUCCGUCACUAUUAUAAUUCAAUACAAUGGAGGACUACGCGCACCAAGAAUCACUGAGCAUGUGAAAAGAACUGUGACUCAGUCUUGUCAGCAAUGUAGUGGAAGCAAUGUGCGCAAAGUUGCCAUAUCUGCUAUUGAACAAGAGCUCUCAAGCCAGUUCAACAUCAUGGAAACAAGCAUGGAGAGAACCCACUGGAAGAUAAAAUACAACUCCAAUUAUCCAAUUAUCCACAACCAACAUCAAGCUCAAACAACAACACCAAAGAAAACACACAAUCGAAACGAACAAGGAACAAUUGAUGGGAAUUACGCAGAUUGA